UAUAAAAAAACGUUUUAAUUCACAUUUAUUAAAUUAAAACUUAAAUAUAAACUGCUGUUAAAUACGUAGAGCUUGUUUACUAAUAGACAUAAAUCGAAUUUACCACAUUGAUGGUACAAUUUUCAACGAAUAAAUAUUACUGCAGGAUAUACACGCUCCUGAACUGUAGUCUGAGUCACUGACAAUCAAAACAAAGGAGCCAAAGCUAACACAAAGCACAGACAACAAAGACAUGAGCAAACUACCAGGUGCCAACUUGGAAUUCGUGCGUGAAGAUGAUUACGUAGAGUAUUAUAUUUUUCCCAAACUAAAUGAGGGCGAUGAAGAUCAAGUGCGUCAACAACUGGAUCAAGUACGCGUUGCAUGCAUGGCAAUUGUGAACGAGAAGGUCGCCGAACGCAGUUACAUAUGGCACAAAGACGAGUUUCAACUGAUGCCGCGAACGGGCAGCGAACAGGAGCGUCUGCUAAAUGAUGAGUCCAACGAUGAGGACCAGGCCGAAGAAGCGCAGGGUACGCUGCCGCCGCAUUUACAUGGCGUAACACACUACGGCGAUAAUAUAGGCGACGAAUGGUUCAUAGUCUAUCUGCUUAGCGAAUUGACUCGCACCCGAACGGAUUGCAUAGCACGCGUUUGCGAUGCCGAUGGCGAAUUUCUGCUGAUAGAAGCAGCGGAUGUGCUGCCCGACUGGGCAAGUCCAGAGACAUGUGAGCAGCGUGUCUAUAUAGUCAAUGGCAGCCUACAGCUGCUACAAAACUCGACCAAUACAAGCCCAAACACACGUUUGCCCAUGUCAAGCGCUGUACAGCGCAUACGCCUUAACCCUACGCUUUACCGCUGUUCAAGAGAGAUACAGCAGUGCAUAGAUUCUCGUUUGCGUGAGUUCCAAGCCGCACAACCACAUGCAUCCAUACAUCGACAGAUUGUGCAAUUGCCGCUGAAUGCUGCACAGUUACUCAAGCACCGACCAGCACUGAUAGCUUCAGCUGUGCGUGCUUUCUGCGACCGCGACAGCAUGGACUCGAAGGCAUUGCGUACCAUGCGUUACUUUCCACCAGAAUCCCCACGUCUGCGCACCAAUGUAAGCUUUACGCGUUGUCUCUAUGCCAUGCUGAUGCACAACCAGUAUACACCGGAGCGCCGUCUUGGAUGGCAACUAACCGAUGCAGUGGCUAAUCCCGAGAGUUACAAAGAACAACUUUUGGGUGUUAAGCUGGCUAGUGGACUGGAAAUACUUGCCAGUCAGGCCAAGCGCUCUGCGGAACAAGUAGAGCAGCAGUCACCCGCUUGGCGUGGCUAUUUGCGCAGCUUGCAGUCGAAGGGCUACUUUAAACAGAAUAUUGAAGGCAGCGCGGAAUACGAGAAGUUGCUAGCCACUGCCCGGGAAUACUUUAAGAAUAAUCAACAACGUUUUCGCACCGCGCCGCUGGUUGGCGCUGAAAUCUUGGAGCUGCUGUUACAUACGAGCGAAAGCAACGCUGCUGAGCAAUUGCGCGAUGAAGAAAACAAUUUAUUACCCAGUGACUCUGAUGAAUGGCUUAAUAUAUCCGCCGAGGAGCUGGACACCAUGUUGCAGCAACGUUAUGGACCACAAAAGCUAUACAAUCCCAAGGGUGAUAUAAAUGCUGAGGAGUUCACCAAACAGCUGUCGCAAUUUCUGGAUAGGCAGUCCAACUUUGAGGGCAUUGAAACACAUGAUGAUGUCGGCGCUGAGCUGGACUCUGAUGAUGAAGAGCCAAUGCCGUCGACAGCUAGCAGGAAGAGCACCCAGAUUAAGAAGAAUGCUUCGAUGCGUAAAGCAUGCCAGCGUAAUCCUCUGCUGCAGUCGGAGGAAGCGGACAGCACACAUGUACGUAACUUUCUUGACUUUGUUAUACCAGAGGACAAUUGGGAUUCCAACUCGGAGAUGAGCGACUAUGCUGACGAACAGGACUUGGAGCGUAAUUUUGAUGCUUUAUCCAGCGCCAGCGGUGCGGAUAUGGAAUUUCCAUUGGACCGCAACAUAAAAGCAUACAUGGACCAAAUGGAUCGCGAGCUAGCUCAAACAGCUGUAGGGAAAUCGUUCCAGGGCAAAAGCGACGCCAAUAGCUCGCAGCGCAGCGCCACUGAUGAUGAUUUCGAUGACAUUGAGGACUUUGAACCCAUUAACAUCAAUGUCAACACACUUCGUAAUAUGAUGGACAGCUAUAAAUCUCAAAUGGGUGGAGCUGGACCCGUGUCCAAUCUGUUUAGCGCCAUGGGUGUUGGCAUGUCCACUGCAGGAAGCGCAGAUGACAAGAACAAGGAUUUAUCAGAGUCCGCUGUCUAAGGCACUACCAUUAGUUUAUAAGCUUACAGUCAUUGCUUAGGUAAUAUAUAUGUAUGUAUUGUGCACAAUGAAACAAACAAAUGGAACAAAUCAAUUGAACUUC
This is a messenger RNA of Drosophila busckii, 2411 nucleotides long. RefSeq names its product protein ecdysoneless (gene ecd). Gene Ontology annotation, cellular component: nucleus. The record is from RefSeq and is a predicted model, not a curated record. The transcript has 2 exons. The coding region runs from base 233 to 2308 and encodes 691 amino acids. NCBI's taxonomy places the organism in Eukaryota, Metazoa, Arthropoda, Insecta, Diptera, Drosophilidae.